GGUGGGCGAGCGGGACGAGGGGGGCCGCCGAAAAUAGCCGCUGCGGGGCCGAAAGCGAAUAUCACUGCAGUUCGGUGCGACGGCCGCCGCCGCGAUGAGGAUCAGCAUCGCAGAGAUUCUCGACGGGGUGCGAGAUGUGCUGGAGAUCAGUCCACUCGCGUACUCCGUGUUGUGCAUCGUUUUCACCGCCUCCCUGAGCCAGUACCUGCGGAAUGCGGUGCGCAGCGCCUCCGACCCUGGCGUCUGGCGACAAUGCCUCGAAGAAAUGGUCGCCGCAUUCGAACUCUGCGGAUGCUGCUUCGAACUCAUCAUCAUCGCUGACAACUACGGCGUGGGAGCGUACGCGGUGUCACUGUUCCUGCUGACGAUUUGGUGGUCGAAGCACUGGGGCGACGCCACCGCCUGCCCCUACACCUUCAUCGAGGACCUGCUCGAGCGCCGCACCAACUACGGGGUCGUCGUGCUCAAGACAAUCUUCGGCCUGAUCGGCGCCCUCUCCGUUUUCCAGUACAUUCAACUCAUUUGGGGCCUUGAAAUGGUCGAAAACCACAAAGGCAGGGCAACCGCCAGGUGCACCGCCGACUUGCAGGUGCCCGUUUUAUAUGGUGCCUUGGUAGAAUUGGGCGCCACCUUUAUCUGCCGUGUCUCCUCAAGGACUAUCAGCGAGCUGGGUCCCAAACAAGGCGCCGCCAUUGAUUCUUUCAUCGCCACUUCUUUGGUGGUGAUGGGCUUCAACUACUCUGGCGGCUAUUACAACCCCCUGCUGGCCACGGGACUCAAGAUGGGCUGCCUGGGACACACAUUCGCGCAGUUCUUCGUCGUCUACUGGCUGGGCGCCACCUUGGGCAGCGUGGCUUCCUCUUACUUCUUCCGUUUGCCGGCAGUACACAACCUGCUGGUGCCCAAGGCUGCUGCGGAAGCGACAAAGCCGGCCGAGGAGGAAAUCGACAGCGUCUGGCCCGACCAUGAAGACUAAAUCACCCUGCCAUCCGAAGCAAACCCAGAUCUCUUUCUGAUCAAAUAAAAACGUCCAUCUGUGUUGAGUUUCA
Messenger RNA from Cloeon dipterum, 1049 nucleotides. RefSeq names its product aquaporin (gene AQP). The transcript has 5 exons. Gene Ontology annotation, cellular component: cytoplasm. Bases 95 to 976 code for a protein of 293 amino acids. Gene Ontology annotation, molecular function: channel activity. Lineage: Eukaryota; Metazoa; Arthropoda; Insecta; Ephemeroptera; Baetidae. The record is from RefSeq and is a predicted model, not a curated record.